Colletotrichum chrysophilum is the source of this 1353-nucleotide messenger RNA. RefSeq lists its product as uncharacterized. The transcript is spliced from 2 exons. Bases 1 to 1353 code for a protein of 450 amino acids. NCBI's taxonomy places the organism in Eukaryota, Fungi, Ascomycota, Sordariomycetes, Glomerellales, Glomerellaceae. Gene Ontology annotation, cellular component: transferase complex. The record is from RefSeq and is a predicted model, not a curated record. Gene Ontology annotation, molecular function: prenyltransferase activity. Gene Ontology annotation, biological process: ubiquinone biosynthetic process; isoprenoid biosynthetic process.
AUGCAGCUCCGACCGGGAGCAGCGGUGCUGCGCAGCACCUACACCACAACGUCACGAUCUCUCCUCCCCUCCUCCCGAUGCGCCCAAUGUAGGCGGAUUGCGCCCCUCGAUGCCCGGCUACCCGUGACCGCCGCCCUCUACCACUCUACUCCGAGCCGAAACUCAGCAUGGGGUGCUGCGGUAUCUGUCGCCUCCAACAUUGCUUCCAAUGCUAUUAAUCGGGUGGUGCCGAAGGGCGACAUGCACAUCGACCCGUUGCGGACGGUGGCCAAGGAGAUGAAGUUUCUGACGGGCAACAUUCGCAAGCUACUCGGCUCAGGUCACCCGUCUUUGGACCGUGUCGCCAAGUACUACACACAGGCCGAGGGGAAGCACAUGCGACCCUUGAUUGUCCUGCUGAUGUCAAGAGCGACAGCGCAGUGCCCCAAGGGUCCCCGCAUGCAGCCCCCCUCCGGCGGUGUUGAUACCGCGAUAUCUCCUCCCGGCAUUCUCGUCGAUGUCAACCCCAGCUCUCCGCUGACUUCCGCCGACCCUAUUGAGACUUCGGAAUCCGAUAUCCUUCCCUCCCAGCGCCGUCUCGCCGAGAUCACCGAGCUGAUCCACACCGCCUCGCUCCUCCACGACGAUGUCAUCGAUCACUCCGUAGCACGCCGCGGCUCCCCCUCGGCCAACCUCGAGUUUGGCAACAAGAUGGCCGUUUUGGCCGGAGACUUCCUCCUCGGAAGGGCCUCCGUCGCGCUGGCUCGCUUGAGGAAUGCCGAGGUAAUAGAGCUGCUGGCUACCGUCAUUGCGAACCUCGUCGAGGGCGAGUUCAUGCAGCUGAAGAACACGGCCCAGGAUGAGCGCAAGCCGGUAUACUCGGAGGAGACUCUGAGCUACUACCUGCAAAAGACGUACCUCAAGACGGCCAGUCUGAUCUCCAAGUCAUGCCGUGCCGCCGCUAUUCUCGGCGGUUCGGAUGCUGCUUCGGUCGAGGCCGCCUACGCCUACGGCAAGAAUCUGGGUCUCGCGUUCCAGCUGGUCGAUGACAUGUUGGACUACACGAGGAGCGAGAAGGAGCUUGGUAAGCCGGCGGGAGCCGACUUGGAGCUGGGUUUGGCGACAGCCCCGCUACUGUUCGCGUGGAAGGAGAACGCGGAGUUGGGCGCGUUGGUAGGCAGGAAGUUUGAGCAGGAGGGCGACGUGACAAGGGCACGCGAGCUGGUUCUGCAGAGCGACGGUAUUGAGCAGACGAGGGCAUUAGCGCAGGAUUACUCGGAGCGGGCGAUCGCGGCCAUUAGCGAGUUCCCGGACAGCGAGGCCAAGGACGGGCUUAUUGAGAUGGCUGUCAAGGCGUUGAAGAGGACGAAGUAA